AUGGAUCUCAAGAAUCCGUUUCGGAGUAUUAACUUCAGCCAUGGUAAACUGAAGUUGACCAAGAAGGAUCUUCUCACGUGGCAAGUCCGGGCAAAACUCGCAGGUGUGGCGCUCGUGGCGGUAGUCGCUACUAGUGUUGCUGGUCUGGCGGUCCAUAAGAAGCGACGAACAGAUCUUCGAGGAGAGCGGCCUCAGCCCUCUUUUAUGGACUCCCAUAGUAGGUCGAUAUUCAUGUGA
Molecule: messenger RNA, 237 nt
Organism: Perkinsus marinus ATCC 50983
Lineage: Eukaryota; Perkinsozoa; Perkinsida; Perkinsidae
Exons: 2
Coding region: 1-237 (78 amino acids)
Source: RefSeq, a predicted model, not a curated record